Molecule: messenger RNA, 5702 nt
Organism: Rhincodon typus (whale shark)
Lineage: Eukaryota; Metazoa; Chordata; Chondrichthyes; Orectolobiformes; Rhincodontidae
Gene: efcc1
Product: EF-hand and coiled-coil domain containing 1
Exons: 7
Coding region: 196-2133 (645 amino acids)
Molecular function (GO): calcium ion binding
Source: RefSeq, a predicted model, not a curated record
UGCUGCAAACUCACGGCGCCAGGCCGCUCCAGUCCCAGGGACCGAGCUGGGAGCCCACAGCUCACCAUCAUGUGCGAUGAUAACAGAGCCAUUAACUCAGUGCCUUUAAACUCCAGCUCGGUCCCCAACCUCCUGAACUGCUGAGGGGGUUGUGAAUUUUGCUUGUUUUUGUUUUAAAAUUUGUUGUCGUGGGAGAUGGAGAGACCGGAGGCUUGCGAUCCCUACAGGUGCCCAGCCCGGCGGACCCAGUGGAUCGUCAGCGCGCUGGCUUAUCACUACGGGCUGGACCGGGGGGUGGAGAACGAGAUCAUCGUGCUGGCCACGGGGCUGGACCAGUACCUGCAGGAGAUCUUCCACCACCUGGACUGCGAGGGCGAGGGCAGGAUCCCCGGCGAGGACUUCCAGACCCUGUGCGAAAUCCUGGGGCUGGACGAGAGCUCGGAUUCGGAGGAGGGCGCGGGGAUGUUGGAGCAGGUGCCACGGGAGCUCAGCUUCAGGCAGUUCCACGCCAAGCUGUGCGGUCACUUCAGCACCAGGGCCGGCUGCCAGUACGAGACAGGCCGGCUGCUGGUCGCCAAGGAGAGCCAGCACAUCGAGACCCAGAUCCGGCUGAGGAGCCCGCUCAGGCGCCGGAAGAAAGCGGCUGGCACCGACCGACCGCCCGAGGAGAAGGAGCAGAAGAACAAGAAAAGCCCAGCGUCGUCUCCAGGGCAGCGUAGGGGCUUCUCCUGGAAGCAGCACGGUCCCUGCAGCCAGGAAUGCUACGAGGACAUCGUCGCCCUGGAAGAAGCGGAGGACAAGAUCGCGAAGCUCGAGCUGGAGAACGAAAGCCUCCGGGAGCUGGUGGAGGACAUGAGGGCCGCCCUGCAGAGCAGCGAUGCCCGCUCGCUGGCCCUUCAGGUCGGCCUGUGGAAGAGCCACGCCGGCCACGCUUCCCAGCACUGCUUCCUCGCCUGGAGCAGGGCGGCCGCUGAGCGGAACCUCCGCGGCGCCGCCAGCCAGCAGCACAAGGGCCUGCGGAGUGUCCUCAAGGAGAUCGAGUUGAUCCGCAGCUCCAGGGACGGCCAGAUCGAAGAGGCGAUCCGCUUCAACCAGGAGAUGGAGAAGGAGCUGGGCAGGUCGCAGGAGGCUCUGUUGAAGCUGGAGGAGUGCAACAGGAACCUGAGGAAGGAGCAGCUGCAGAUGAGGAAAAGGGUCGAACAGGCGCGCCAAGCCUUGUUGGGGAGCCUCGAGAAAGUGAAAAAUCUGGAGACGAGAGCGAAACAAGUUCCAUUGUUACAAAGGAGUGUGGCACAGUUGGAAUCAGAACUGCAAUAUUACAGAUCAGAGGUCCGAAAGCUUCAAUUCCUGCAGCCAAAUGCUUCAGAACGGAGGCCCCCUCUUGCAUUGUAUGAGUGGAAGGCUUGUCCACCUGUGCACCAGGAGCAACGAUCCCCAACAGGCGAUACAGAAACACCAACUUACAAUGUUGAAGAGCAGCUGUUUCGUUCAGUAGAGGGACAGGCAGCCUCGGAUGAAGAAGAUGAGAAGUGGACUGAAGAUCAGAAGAGUCAGGUGAAGGAAUUGAAGAAACUUCUGACCAGACUUUGUUGCUGUGGGAAUGGUUGUGAUGAUAAGACUAUUAAGAAGCUACUGUCAGAAUUUGGGAACAUAAGGAGUGAUGAAAGCAAUAGCGCAAUUCUAGAACUGGUUGAGAAAGUGGCAAAAUUAAAGGAGCAACUGGAAUUAAAGGAAUAUAAAACGCAGCAAAUGGAAACGAGCAUGGAUCAGCUGAAAGGGUCCUUACUGUGUGAGUUACAGCGGAAAGUAGAUGAGACAGAGUUGCUUCAGAUGGAGCUGCAGAUGUUAGAGACAGAGAGAGUGCGACUGUCACUAAUUGAAGAAAAGCUGAUGGAUGUAUUACAGCUCCUCCAGCAGCUACGUGACCUUAAUGUGUCUAGGAGAUCACUAGGAAAAAUCUUGCUCAGCACUUUGGAGUCCUGCAGUAACCCUCAACAUGGAAAGGCUCAUAUCCUGGAGGUUUUGAAUGCCCUGUAUCGUGAACUUGCUGCCUGCGAGCUUCUAUCUGGAAAGCCUUUGGAAAAUACACAGAGUCAUCAAUCCCUCGUGAAUCCACUGCUUAUAUCAUGCUGAUGACCUGCAGACUGGCUUUUCCUUGUUAAUCAUCGAGCACUUCAACAUUUCCUAUAUAUCUACAAUUCCAAAGCAAACUUGUUAAAAUGAGAUGUGGCGCCUUAUUUAACAUAAUGUUAAACUUGUCACCUAAAUUAAGUUGCUUCAGUAGACAGACUCUAUAUGGUGUUUGUUUUUAAUGGUUAAUCUUUAGUAUUUGAAGAUGCAAGUGCUCAAGAUUUAUUCAUGAAAUUGCAUUUGACAAAUGCAGUGGUUCAACAGAAAUAGUUGUGUCUUUCAAUACUAUUACAUGAACCACAGAAGUAUUAAAAUAAGGAAGUCCUCAAUGUCGGUUAGAAUUUAUAAUAGAACAUGCCACAUUAGAUUAAAUGGAUCAGACUAUGUGACAAAAGUAAGUUCAGUAGAAUUAAUUAUCAAUAGAAAAGCAGCUGUGAAAUGAAAUGUUGCAGCCAUAAUCUAGGUACAUUAUGGCAUGCAUCAGUCAAAACUGAGAACAACAUAUUUUUUAAAUAUCAGGUAAAUGCUGAUAGUCCAAUUGUUAUUAUUACAGCAUUGUAUAUAAAUAUAUAUAUUUAUUCCUAUGCCAUAUUAUGCAAGGAAACAUAUGUGGCGAAUUUGAAGAAUGGCAUAGCUCUGAUUUAGUAAUAUUACAAGUUAUUCAUAUGCUUUUAAGUAGCUGCAACUAACAUUUGCAGUUUGUAAGCAGAAAAAAGCAAACUCCAAGCCACAAAGAUAAUUUUGAUUCCAGCAGGUAUUUCCAUUGAUCCUGGUAGCCAACAAAGGUUAAAUUAAUUGACACCGCAUCAGUAUGAUGUGAUCUCUGGAACUGAAAUCAUGUAACAAGUCUGUACUGCACUGUUGUUCCUGAUACUUCUCCAUGGUUGCUGUGAAUUUGUCAAAAAAAUUAAGGGAGCUUUGUGCCUGAUGGUGUGAAUAACCAAGCAUUAAGGCACAACCACAACUUCUGCCUCCAAACAAUUCAGCUAAUGGCAGGUUGCCUUCACAGUUUUAUUUUGGCAACAAACAGUGACUGAGACUGGCUCCAGAGUGACUGCACAGUCUGUCUGAAGCUAAAGCUUAUGGGUGCUUGGCCCUACUCAUGGCUUAAUUCCCCAAAUGAACUAGUGAACAGCCCAUCUGAUUGCUUACAAAGAUAUGUUCAGACAUUUGCAAAGCGUAACGUUUGUAGACAAAAUUAACUAACACUUAGUUGGCUUGUCCUGAACUUGGGCCAGUAUAUUCCGUGGUUUACCUUCAGGAGUAUGGUUGAAAGCUGUAUAUUAAAGGAUUUGUACUAACAAAGAGGAAGUCUGAAAUAGAAAGUCCUUGGUUGAAAACAUAGACAAGACUUAAGAAUGUUGAAAGGAGUAGUUUAUAUGUGCAAAGUGGCAGUUGGUUUGUGUACACUACCAAUCAAACCUCAAGAUACAUUUCUAAAAUGAAGCCUGUGUUUAUAUUAACAUCAGAGAAAAUGGACAGAUGCAAACAUAUUGCCAACUGCAUUAUCUGCCUUGCACUUUGAGAGUGAGACAAAACAUAUCCAGGCCUUUAUUUUAUAUCUGUGUGACUUUUGAAAUAAAUGCAACAGCUUUUGUUUUCGCUGUCAUGUUGGAUCAUUGUUUGCAGUGGGUAUUGUCAGUUUGAAUUAGCCUUUCUUGUCACGUGCACUCCCAAUGAGUGCAGUGAAAUGUUUGUAAUGUCGCCUCUCAGCGCCAUCUUAGUUACAGGGUACCUAGGUUCAGGAUACUUAAGUAUGUGUUACAGACUUGAGAGAUUCACAAAUAAAAGUUCAGCAUAAGAAUAAAGGGAAAGAAGCUUUACUUUGAAAAGUACUUGUCUUUUAACAAACUCUGUGCCAGUUUUCAGACAGCCAGGCCAAGUGUAUAAGACAUACUGGGCAUCAAUCCUGGAGGCCUCACUUGCAGUCCCCAAGGGACUUGCCACCUCCCACACUGGCCUGUCCUGGGCCUCACCUCUGGGACUCGCCUGGACUUGCUACUACCACACCGGCCUGUCCUGGGCCUCACCUCUGGAACUCACCUGGACUUGCUACUACCACACCGGCCUGUCCUGGGCCUCACCUCUGGGACUCGCCUGGACUUGCUACUGCCACACUGGCCUGUCCUGGGCCUUGCCUGUGGGACUCACUGGGCUCGCUGCCCUCGUGCCGGCCCUCUUCGGUCUGUGGCAAGAUCCAAAUCCAGUCUCCAUAGAAAACAGAAGUGGUAAUAGAUAUAUGGUAGACACAUUAGAUAUCUCCAAUAUCACUUCCACAACAAUAGAAAAAAUGGAUUUAUUUUCUUUGGAUUAAGUUCAGGGAAUUUCAUGCAAGACACUGCAGUAUGUCAUGGUGACUACACUCAACAAGGUAACUGUGAAAAAUCAGCAUGCUGCCAAUAGCAUUGUUUGCUUGUUAUCCUUUUCAUUUCCUAACUCCCUGUCUAUGCUUUCCUUACUUUAAAUAUUUUAUUGACAGCCACAUUUUACUUUUUGCCCUCUGAGGAAGAAAGAUGCUAAAACUUAAGUAACUAGGUAGAAUAUGACCAUUAGUUUGCCUAUUUUACAGCCAAAAAAUGGAUGAACAGAGGGCCAAUAUCAGGGACCAAAAUCCUGUGCUCCAAAGAGACUUCAAAAUAAUUUUUGGUUCUGUCAUUUUACAGGUGUACAGGCUAGCUACCUAAAACCAACAUUAGGCUCCAUGCCUAUGCUAAUAAGGAUAUUAAAACAAGGACCCUUCCAAGAUAUUGAGUUGCCGUUGGCACAGUAAUCUUUUCUUAGGUAUGUUGUAGAACCAACAGAAGCGAGAGUGCUUCACAGCACUACCAAGAUGUACUGCUAGCUCUCUUUCAUCCCUCUUCCUAUUGUUCAGUCACAGGAACACAACGUAUGUGCAGGAGUAGAACAUAUUGCCUGUCAACCUUCUUCUGCCAUUAAAUAUGAUCAUGGCUGAUCGUUAGAUUCAACUUCCCACCACACUCCUGUGACUUACCCGAGAGUCACUACCUGUGAGGCAUGUGGCCUUAAAUUGUUCCAUUGAUAAUGGGUGAGUUUCCUCUCAAGUACAACAUAUAUCAUAACUCCCAAUAACAAUGUUAAUACAAUCUGAAACCCACUAUCAGGCUGACCUCCAGGCUUCUCGUUUGGAGUGGAUGCUUCAUGAACAUUUGGUCUGUAAGCAGAUCAAAGAAGAAAUUCACUUUCUUCACCCUAACCCUAGUAAUGACUCCUUUUUGAUGUCAGUAUAGGCUGUAUUUUACUGGUGGAGAAAAACUGAACUUGCUGGAAAUUUUCAACACAUAGGCAGCAUUUGUGGCAUAAUUGGUACAUUAUGUCUGACUUGGAGAAAAGUGUGUCAUACACAUUGGCAGGUCAAAUGUGAAAAAUAUCUGAGCGUUUUAGUGUAUUAACCACUCAUAGUUCAUGUUCAAUGCCUAGAACUAUAGCUAAAGUGAACAGUGUUCUAGAAUAUAUCAUUACAGGACACGGGCCAGCAUUGUGAUUCAGGGAUUAACACUGCUGUCUCACAGUGCCAGGAACCCAGGUCCAAUUCCACCCUUGGGUGACAUCUG